Messenger RNA from Tricharina praecox, 3833 nucleotides. RefSeq lists its product as uncharacterized. Gene Ontology annotation, cellular component: IRE1-TRAF2-ASK1 complex. Gene Ontology annotation, molecular function: ATP binding; protein serine/threonine kinase activity; RNA endonuclease activity. Gene Ontology annotation, biological process: protein phosphorylation; IRE1-mediated unfolded protein response; intrinsic apoptotic signaling pathway in response to endoplasmic reticulum stress. The coding region runs from base 167 to 3718 and encodes 1183 amino acids. The transcript has 7 exons. The record is from RefSeq and is a predicted model, not a curated record. NCBI's taxonomy places the organism in Eukaryota, Fungi, Ascomycota, Pezizomycetes, Pezizales, Pyronemataceae.
GGUACUACUACCACCACCCGACAGCACUCCUUCACAGAGCACAUCACCCCCCACCCAGAACGGUGUUUUGUAGUCGACUUUUCGCGGCCUGCGACUGUCCUGGACAGGAGAGAUACCGCCCCCCCUCAAUACCACUAUUACCCGGUCCACACGAUCAGCUCGCAACAUGCGCCAGCUCCGGCCUGGCGCUCGUGAGUCCGGUCAUGUCCUCUCGUACCUGCUCGCACUGUUAUGCUUUUUCUCCACAAUCUCGUAUGCCAAAGGUGCCGACCACCGAUCCUCAUCGCGUGUCGAGAAUUCGGGCGCAACCGAGCCUCGUGCCCUCGGUACACAACCUCCCAAGGAGCUAGCUGUCGUCACUGCUCGACGCGGCGACGGUGGUAGUAGUAACGAUUAUGUCCCCGGUUAUGGCGGAAUUCGCGCGAGGGGUAGCAUGGUCGGGAGUUAUCUGGGAAAGCACCGGAGCUUGGAUGAUUACGAGGUUGAGGAUUUCGUCCUGAUGUCGACUGUGAACGGCACCCUCAGUGCUCGGGACAGGAAGACGGGCAAGGAGCGAUGGCAGAUCCAUACCGAGGACGCGGCUGUGCAGACUAUCAACCAUCGCGCAAACACGACGGAGCAGGAGGAUGCUAUGACUUGGAUUGUGGAACCGUCGGAGGACGGCGAAUUGUUUUUCUACACGCCCGAAGGCGGAUUGGAGAAGCUAGAGAUAACUGUCAAGGACAUCAUUCAUUCCACUCCUUAUAUGCCCCCCGGCGCCGAUACGGUCUACAACGGCGCGAAGAACACUACGACGUAUGCGAUCAAUGCUAGGACCGGUGUUAUCCAACGGGUGUUCAGCACUGGCGGUGUGUCGGGUGUCGUCAACGACAGGAAAUGCAAGACCACGACGAAGCUAUCGGACAUGGAUGACGAAUGCGAUUCGACAGAGGGUGCCGAUAAGAUCAUCAUGCUCGGAAGAACUGAAUACACCAUCAGGAUUCAACGCUGGUCUACCGCCGAGCUCUUGUGGACUAUCAAAUUUAACGAAUGGAGCCCCAAUAAUAGCGAUCUUGACCUGAGAGCACAAUAUCAACGUCCACUCGAUAAUCGCUAUAUCUACAGCCAGCACGACGGCACGAUUUUUGGCUUCGAUGACGCAGAUUCGACCGGCGUGAGACCUCCGAAGUAUCACGCAAUGCUUGAGUCCCCCGUAGUCCGGAUAUUCGAUGUUGUCCGGCCGCUCUCUAACCCGGCGUCCUACGAUCUUUUAAUCCUCCCACAGCCAUCGAUCCGGACGAAGAAAGAUGAAGAAGCAAGUGAAGGUAAUACCUUUGUGGGGUGCACUCAGAACGGUGGAUGGUAUGCAUUGUCGGAAACCAACUUCCCAUAUGUCACACGACAAGCCUCCGAUGCCGAUUGCUACAAAGAGGGACGUGCGUGGAAGAGUCUACCAAUACCGGAGCGGGAGCAGUCUUUGGUUGGCAUCCACAAGGUGCACUCUAUCAAUCACCAAGAGCAUUACCAGCCGCGGCUUCCGGCACCUCCGCCCAAGGCUCUCGAUGGCAACCAUUCACCGACACCCCCGCAACCGUCCAUCCACACGCUUCCACCCACAAUUACGCACAACUCGGCAACAUUGCUCACAUGCCUCAUCAUGAUACUGGCACUGAUCCCGGUCCUGAUCUACGCUGCUCCGGCAAAUGUUCGCAACUUGGUCAAGGCUAAGACUACUUCGGUUCUGCCGAAAGGAUUUAAGUCGGACCACCCUUGGCUGUUCCCCGAGGAUCAGCCAUUGCUCGAGUCAAUUCCUGAACCAUCGCCACCAAAGGUACAAGAGCCGAUAGAGAUCAUUGAGGUUCCGGAGCCGGUCGAAGUUAAGGCCGAAGUCAAGGUCGUGGAGGAACAGCUAGAGGAACAGAAGCUUGUGGUGGCGGACCAGAAACCUUUAGGGGAAGAAAAGGCUUCCGAAGACGAACAAGCGCCGGAGGAAUUGAAGCCCGUUGAAUUGAAGCCCGAUGAAAGCCCAAUUGCAGAUGCUGUGCAGGGGGACGUGGAAUUGAACGCGGACGGGACAAAGGCAGUCAGGUUCCGAGAGCCCGAAAACGUCGAAGAAGCGAACCCGGGGGUUGUUGCCGUUGCAGAUGAUAAUGUUGAAGUGGAAGCUGUACCGACGACGCCAAGGAAAAAGCCCUAUAAGCGUGGACGACGGGGAGGGAAGAAAAAGUCCAACAAAGAUCAAACAAAUCAGUUGGAUGACGGGGCCAACGGCAAUGGGGGGCCGCUCGAGACUGUGACUGAGAAUGCUGCGGUGGUUAGUAGGGGAGGGCAGGUGACGGUACUUUCGACCGGCAGGGUAGAACCAGAUGCGAGCGGUGGUUACCAUAUUUUGAAUAGUUUGGAGAUUUGGGAGGAUGAGCUGUUAGGUACUGGAAGUCAGGGAACUACAGUCCACCGAGGAUGCUGGGAGGGCAAGGCUGUUGCUGUCAAGCGGAUGCUCACACACCACGUUGAUCUUGCAUCAAGAGAGGUAAAAACUUUACAAGAUGCCGACUUUCAUCCAAACAUCGUUCGGUACUUCUGCCAGCAACAGCAGAACCAGUUCCUUUACAUCGCUCUGGAAUUGUGUGUAGCAUCGGUCUUUGAUGUCGUCACCAAAGUCGAGCAACACCGAGAAUACCACGAUUUGCUGGAUCCCGUCGAUGCGCUGGGGCAGAUGUUGAAUGGCCUGCAUCACUUACACACCCUCAAGAUCGUCCACCGGGACAUCAAGCCGCAGAACAUUCUCGUUGCACCGCCAAAUCCUCGGUCCAAGCGUCCACGAUACUUGAUCUCGGAUUUUGGUCUGUGCAAGAAGUUGCACCAGGAUGAGUACUCGUUCGGUGCUACCACGACACAGAAUGCGGGGACGAUUGGAUGGCGUGCACCUGAACUUCUGACGGACUGUGCCAACUCAUUAGAGGGGUUCUCUCCGAACGAGAACUCAGGGUCAGGGUCGGGCACGGGGACGGAUAUUGUAGUGGAUCACAUGACGAAGCGGAGAGCUACCAGGGCAAUCGAUAUCUUUGCCAUGGGCUGCGUCUUCUACUUUGUGCUCACGCGCGGAUCGCAUCCGUUUGGGCAUCGGUGGGAGCGGGAACUCAACAUUGUUAAAGGGAAUAAGCUGGCUGCGAUCGAGCGUCUUUCGAGAGAUGGCAACCUUGAAGCUUUGGACCUCAUUGGGAACAUGCUCGAACCGGAUCCAAAGAAACGACCGGACACGGCUAGGGUUAGCAUGCAUCCGUACUUUUGGGACGACGAGAAACGAUUGGACUUCCUCUUGGCGAUGUCGGAUCGGUUCGAGCUCGAGAAGGAUAAGGAGAAGAACAGCAAACCGCCGGGGUCAUAUGUGUCCCACUACAUUCCUUUGCUAGAGCAGGGAGCACCCCGUGUGGUCGGUCCGGACUGGUUACAGAAGCUGGAUCCUGCGCUGCGUUUCGAGCUCGUGGGCAACCCCAAGCGGAGGGGGUACGAUGGUUCGAAGAUUUUGGACUUGUUACGAGUCAUUCGGAACAAGAAGCACCAUUUCCUCGACAUGAGUCCGGCAGCACAACAGGCCGUUGGAGAACCGCCGGAAUUAUUCCUUAGGUACUUUAGCAGCAGAUUCGAGCACCUGCUCAUGUACACCUACGAGGUGGUCAUGCGCGCGGAUCUUGACCAGGAGUCACGGUUUAAGAAGUUUUUCACGGCGAACUUUUAGGGUGGUUUUUCUUUCUUCGCAUCUCAUUUCAUCUUCAUUUUUCCUUUGGGAGCUGUUAUCUAUUGCAUGUGGUCUUCCCGUCUCGUCUCGGCUGGCCUUGGACCUUUCGGACGGA